Messenger RNA from Myotis davidii, 797 nucleotides. RefSeq names its product histone H1.5. The transcript has a single exon. The coding region runs from base 59 to 682 and encodes 207 amino acids. Gene Ontology annotation, molecular function: DNA binding; structural constituent of chromatin. Gene Ontology annotation, biological process: nucleosome assembly. Gene Ontology annotation, cellular component: nucleosome. The record is from RefSeq and is a predicted model, not a curated record. Lineage: Eukaryota; Metazoa; Chordata; Mammalia; Chiroptera; Vespertilionidae.
CGCCAACCUCCCUCUUUGGUUUUGAAUCUUGUCUGCUCUCCCAACGACUCUCAGCGCCAUGUCGGAGACCGCUCCCGCGGAGGCCGCCGCCCCGGCGCCGGUGGAGAAGUCCCCCGCCAAGAAGAAGGCGGCCAAGAAGCCGGCGGGCGGGGCCGCCAAGCGCAAGGCGUCCGGGCCGCCCGUGUCCGAGCUCAUCACCAAGGCGGUCGCCGCCUCCAAGGAGCGCAACGGCGUGUCCCUGGCCGCGCUCAAGAAGGCGCUGGCGGCCGCGGGCUACGACGUGGACAAGAACAACAGCCGCAUCAAGCUGGUGCUCAAGAGCCUGGUGAGCAAGGGCACGCUGGUGCAGACCAAGGGCACCGGCGCCUCGGGCUCCUUCCGGCUCAGCAAGAAGGCGGCUCCCGAGCUGUCCACCCCCAAGAAGCCCAGGAAGGCGACGGCCGCCAAGAAGUCCGGGAAGAAGACCCCCAAGAAGCCGAAGAAGCCGGCGGCCUCCGGCGCCAAGAAGGUGGCCAAGAGCCCCAAGAAGGCCAAGCCCGCCGCCAAGCCCCGGAAGGCCGCCAAGAGCCCAGCCAAGCCCAAGCCGGUGAAACCCAAGGCGCCCAAGGCCAAACCUGCCAAGCCCAAAGCCGCUAAACCCAAGUCGGCCAAGACCAAGAAGGCGGCUCCGAAAAAGAAGUAGGAUGUUUGCCUCCCGAGAGGCCACCAAACCCAAAGGCUCUUUUCAGAGCCACCCAGAGGCCUCGAGAAACAGCUGGGCACUGCACUACUUUGGUCUGGAACUAUUGCACUGUAAC